Messenger RNA from Meriones unguiculatus (Mongolian gerbil), 6909 nucleotides. RefSeq names its product Ras association domain family member 6 (gene Rassf6). The transcript has 11 exons. Gene Ontology annotation, biological process: signal transduction. Bases 198 to 1211 code for a protein of 337 amino acids. The record is from RefSeq and is a predicted model, not a curated record. NCBI's taxonomy places the organism in Eukaryota, Metazoa, Chordata, Mammalia, Rodentia, Muridae.
UGUGGGGCCGGCUCCAGCCCGGAGCGCGUGAGUGAGCCGGUGAGUGACAAGGACGCCGGGACUCCCAUGGGCAGCAACUCCUGCCCACGACAGCCAGGGACGCUGGCCACCUCAGGCUCCGCGCUGCCGGAUCACAAGAUCUGCCCCGCGUGAUAACAGCAGGGCAUCCUCAGAUCAUUUUGGAAAGGGGGAAAAGGAUGACAAUGAUGGAUGACCAGUACCCUUCGUGGAUCUUUGUCAACGAGAGGACAUUCAUAACCAGGGAACAACUUAAUUCUUUACUGGAGGCUUAUAAUGUUUUCUAUGAAAACCAAAAAAAUCUGCAUAUUUUGUAUGGACAGACUGAAGAUGGACAGCUGAUUGUUGAAGGGAUGCUGGAUAUUUUCUGGGGAGUAAAAAGGCCGAUACAGCUAAAGAUACAGGAUGAGAAGCAAAUCUCUUCUAUUGAUCUGUUGAACUCACCAGAAACCUUUACCAGCAAAGGGAGGAUGACGCGUUGGGGAGAAUUUGAUGACCUUUAUCGGAUCACCGAGCUGGACGGGAGCCAAGGUCUGGUGUCUGAAGGAAGACAUUCCCCGGAAGACUGUUUAUCUUAUCACAGCACUCUGAAGCCGCAAGCAGAGGAGGAGCCAGAAUCCCCAUUGCUCUAUAGGACCAUGAGCGAGGCAGCAUUGGUGAGAAAAAGGACAAAGGCUCCAGCGAUGUAUAGAAAAGACAGACAGAGCCACAGAGCCUCUAUCAACGGACACUUCUAUAACCAUGAGACAUCCAUUUUCACCCCAACCUUUGGAUCCGAAACUAAGGUCAGAACAAAUAGUAACAUGAGGACUGAAGAAGUAAUAAAGCAACUUCUCCAAAAAUUUAAGAUUGAGAAUAGCCCUCGGGAUUUUGCUCUCUACAUUAUUUUUGGAACAGGAGAGCAGAGAAAGCUAAAGAAGACCGAUGUCCCACUCCUGCAGAGGCUCCUACAAGGCCCAUCCAAAAGCAAUGCCCGGAUCUUCCUCAUGGAUAAAGAUGCAGAGGAGAUCAGCAGUAACGUGGCUCAGUACAUUAAUUUUCACUUUUCUUUCUUGGAAUCCAUCCUUCAAAGAUUAGACGAGGAAGAGAAAAUGGAGACUGAAAGGAUAAUGGCCAGAUUCAAUACGGAAAGGGCCUUUAUACUGAAGUGUCUCCAGAGGAAGCAGGCAGCGAAGACAGAGACCACGGUCUAGAAGCCCAGCCCCUCCUGCCAGCUGGCCCUCCUGGCUGAGCUGGAGAGGACACUGUUGAAUGAAUGUACGGUCGGCUCCCGGGUUCUGAGACCUGUAACCUCGCAGCUGUGGAAAACCCAAUGGCAAACGACCUCCUUCCCCUUCGCAACGAUGAGGUUGGCUGCGGUUCAGAGUUGGACGAAGGCAAGACUGGACCCCCUCUCAGUAACUGAAGGAAGCCUGGGUACCAUGCAGUCCACAUAUCGUUGGUAGCACAUUCCGAGGUUGGAGCGGCCCCUGCUGAUGUCAUGCGCUUGAAACUCGCUUUAUCUUUCACUCGUACGAGAACUGAGAUAUUGGCUGACCCUCACCAGUGACUGGAAAUAAACACUCCCAGUUCUUGAUGUCAACAAGAAACACAUUCUCAAGCCUGCAGGGGUCUCAGUUGACCGUGUUUCAUGGCUGUGUAAGAGCGUUUACAGAAAGUUUAGACGUAAUCUACGACCUUGAUGGUUUUAGCUCCAUCUGUCCUUUCAGAAUAAAAUGGUCUGGGACUUUGUAAAGAAACCUAAACUCAGGGCUGGAGAGAUGGUUAAGUGUUGAAGAGCGCUGUCUACUCUUCCAGAAUACCUGGGUUCAGGUCCCAGCACCCAUGUGAUAGCUCACAAAGGUCUGCAGUGCCAGUCCUGGAGGAUAAGACACCCACCUCUGUGGGCUCUACAAGCUCAAGGUUGCACAGACAUACGGGCAGGCAAGACACCCACGCCCGUAAAAAUAAGUAAAUACUGUUUAUCAAAACAAAACAAAACAACCUUAAAUUCUGAUUUUCUCAACCCAGGCCCUUCAUUCGCUCCCUGCCCUUCUAUUCUCCUGAGGCCAACUUCCAAGCUGUUUUAAGUGUCUUAAAAAUCGGUUGGAUUCAUUUUCUUUUACCUUUGUAAGCAAAUACACCGCAAAUACACCUGUUACUAGCUAGAAGAACACAUGACCCCCAGACGCCCAGCUGUUGCUGAUGAUUGCUGUGGAUAAAGCCAAGCUGCUGCAGCUGAGCCGGGCGAGGCAUCCCAGAGUCCUUGCUGUCCUGUGAGUUACUCUCCAGGUACACACAGGUCUGUCCCCAAACUACUUCAUUUGGCAUCCUAGCUGCUAGCCCUGGAGAAAUCUCUGAAUGCAAACAGAAAACUCUUUCCUGGAGCCCGAGAAACCGCAAUGGUUUUCUAGCACGCCCUCUGCUGGCAAAGUAUGAUAUUGUGCAGGGCGCGGAGGAAGCUGUAAAAGGGUCCGCUCCACCCACCGCUGCCCCCCCCCCGGGUUUUCACAGGGCUGAUCUCAAACUGAAUUGGGGCCGAGAAAAUAAAAACUGGCAUAUCGGCUCAACAAGAUCACUGUUCGCAAAGAUCAAACUAGUCAACGGGUAGGGACGACGCGUGCUGCAGCAAAUGGAUUUUUUCCCCUGAAUGUGUUAGAUGUAAGAUUAGCCUUGUAAGAUGCUGUAUAGACAUCAGAGAUACAGAGGCGUUCUUCAAAGUUAUUACACUGACGUUUAUUGUGACAAAAGGAUGUAAGGAGAGUUAAGUGUUCAAAAACAAAAAAAAAAAUAUGUAAAAGUCAAAACAUUUGCUCAGAAAAAAAUUAUUUAAAAGGCAAAAAAAAAUUUGCUCAAAAUGUUACAAUCAUUAAAUUUUUAUUUUUAUAAUCUAGAUCUCUUUAUGAAGAUAAGAAUAGAAAACCAUAUUGUGAAAUAUCCGUCUCUUAGGUUAUAUAUUUACUUGUGUUUUGCACACGGACACGGAUAUUGUAUAUCCACUCACAAACCCAAACCAAGUUAUGCAAUUAUUUGUGAUUUGUCUCUCUAGCUCUUGUGUGUUAAACAUUAUAUAAUGAUGCAUUAAUUUUCCAAUCAGGAAAUGCAAGAUAUGUUGCAUGAACGUGCUCCACAAAAAGUAAGAAGUCCAUACAAGAACAGAUUCUCACUGGAUGCAAAAUAUUUUUAAUUAUUCAAAUGAGCCAUUGACCUUACCUUUGCGAAGUUUAAAAAAAAAAAAAAAAAAAAAACCCUUUACUAUCUGUCCUCCUUAAUCUUUCUGCAGAUCGUCAGGACGUAAUGAUUGCUGCUUAUUUUUCCCUAAAAAACGAUUAUAAACGUGUGGCAUUCGAUGCGAGGUUAGGUUAGACCAGGAUGUGGACUGACUUGACCCAGGCAAAUUAAUCACAUCGAGAACAUUAAACUAUCCACGCUUUCAGCAGCAGUUCUAAGGGACUGAGCAAGGCAGGUGAGAGGGAGAGCGAGGGACUGGAGAUUCGAUCACGGAGUUGCUGAGGCUCGUUGAAUGCCCGCUGGAUCACUUCCUUAGGCCGUCCUGGGGAAAGCCUAGGACAAGAUCGAGCCUUGAUGGAGAGCUGGGGCUUUCCGCAGAAAGCCAGCAGGCUCCCCAGCUGUCUCCUAAGUGGGUCUGGAGCCUUCAAAGGCGGCACUUAUCCUAAUCGCUUGGGCGCAACUUCCUGAGCCAGAGAACCUGCUAGAGGCACUGGGGUACCAGGUCUUCAGAAACUGUGAGAUCAGAAACUUCAGCUAAACGGUAAAAUGGCUUCAUAGCCCUAGAUGACUGUUGCGCUUUCUGAGGCCAAAUCUACUUCAGCUGUUUUUGUAUAAUGAAAAACCAUAAACUUUUGUCCAAAAUUAAGGGCUUCUCAUUGUUUUAGGUGACCCAGAUAUUUCAUUGAGAGUUACACACUAAUCAUAGUCUGUUGCAUUUAUCAUUGUACUUUUUGUACUUCAUAUCAUGUCUUGUACCUAGGAGGUGCUCAAUAAAAUGAAUAGACAAUUCAUGCAUUCAUGAAUUACCUAAAGUAUUCUUACAACCUCUACUGUACGUACAUCUCCUUGCUCACAAGUCUGAUCCAGUAGCUGGACACGUUGCUAUGUUUAUUUUCUUAUCUAACAUCAACUGCCCCUCCAAAAAACCCACCACCAAAAAUAUCUUUCCUGAGCUCAGGCCUCUGAAAUGUUCAGUUAGCCGGCAUUACAGAGGAAUCCAGUUGCAGGCUGUGCUGAUUGGUUUGAGAAACUGAAAUAGUAAGCAUUCCAUUUCCAAGGCAGCCGAUGAAGGAGAGACACGGCAGACCUAACUUCACCGUGUUGAAAUAAGUACAUGGGAAACGCAUGAUAGGAUGGAAUUAGCAAGGCAGCCUUUAAUGGUAAUCAUUUGUACAUGCAAUAGCAUUUAAUACUUUAGGUUGACAUCAAUAUUUGAUCAGCAAAACCUGAGAUUUCAUAUAAUUCUUGUCCUAUUUGCCUUCUGCCUUGCCCAGCUUAUAUACACCAACCUGUGUACAAUCUUAAGACGUUAUUCUUUGAAUUCCACUUUAUAUAUGAGGAAAGUAAUCCUAGAAAGGCUAGGAGAUUGACUUAAGGUAUUAAUCAGAAGGAAUGGGUAGGAUUGGAACCCAUGGCCAGCAUGAUGGAUGUUGAGCACUGAAUCCCAGGAGACUAGUUCCAAGACCCUGCUUCAGACAUCGCCAUCUAAUGACGUUAAAGUACUUCCUAUAAAAUGGACAAUUUGUGUAUACCCUCCAGCCUCCCAGAUACUCUAAGUCACCCCUAGCUUACUUAUAAGUAGGACAAUGCAAAUGAUAUGUAAAUAGCUGUUACAAUGUAUUGUUUAGGGAGUAAUGACAAGGAAGAACACUGGCACAGCAAUAUUUAAUGGUCUCUACUCCAGUCAACAGAAUACACAGGAGCAGAAGGGAGACGCUUGUAGUUGCUUCGCUAAACAAAUGCUGGUGCUUUGCGUGUAAGAAGUACUGAGUGGAAGGAUCUGUCAUAUUCAAAUCAGUGUAUGUCACACACACCCUUCCCCCAUUGCAGCCUUCUCGUCCACUAACCCUGAUUGCCCUCAGUUACUUUAUUUUUGUUUUACGGCUAGCCAAGUGGGGCUGAGAAGAUAGCUCAGUGGGUACAGGGCUUGCCGCAAAAGCAUAAGGACCUGAGUUCAGAUCCCCAGAAUGCAAGUAAAGCCAGAUGCAGCCCUGUAAUCCCCGGGCUCCUAUGGCAAGAUGGGAAGUGGAGACAGGAGGACCCCGAGAAUCUCGUGGGCAAGCUAGCCCAGUGAACACAGUGGCAAAAAAGGUUGGAGGUGAUAGCCAACAUGUGAGUUUGUCUUUCUGCUGUCACACAUCUGUCAUGGCAGGCGUGUGCCCACACUCAGACACAAAGACACAAGAUUCAAACACAAUACAAAAACCACGGCCAAAUGGGUCACUCACAUUCUCUGAGUCUCUUUUGCUAUGUGUCCAGCUGUUGGAGCCAUGCUUGUCUAGUUCUGGGUAAGCCUCUAUCCUUCGGUGACCUUUCGUGGUCUCAGUUUCACCAAGUGGUCUCCAACCCCUGUGCACUGUGAUUGCUUGCUUCGUGUUUGGAAUACCGGAAAUGUGAACUAUGCCUUUAUUAUAAUGCUUAAAUUGAUUGAGUCUUAGAUCGACACAUCAGUGGCUUCCUAUGUUUAUCUUUAUUCUGUGUGUGUGCAUUAUACAUAAGAACAAGUCUCUAUAGAGGCCAGAAGAGUGGUCCUCCAAACUAGAGACACAGGCAACAAUGAUCUGCUAAAUGUGGGUGUGGGGAACCAAACUUGGGCCCUCUAAAAGAACUGUAUGUGCCCUUAGCAGCUGUCUCUUCUGUCUCCACCACGGUAUUUUGCACCGUGCGUUGAAUGCAUGGAUGGGAUGGUCAACAAAUGUGAAUGUUGCUAAUGUAUGUAAGCGUAUUGAUAAUUCUAGAGUAGGAAGAAAACAAUUAAGAUCAAGUAAAGAGCAUCAUGAAAAGCUUUCUGUUUCUUCAAUCAAAAUGAUUCACUUAUUUAGUAAGCACUAAACUAUUAAUGUUUAUUUUAUCAGAUAAGAGAAUCAUAGAAAAAUUUAAAAGUCCCAAUGAGUCCUGUUAUUUUCAGUAGAAUUUCCGGAGAAAAGAGCAGGCACCCAAAGAUGCCCAAAUUAAUAUAAAUGUAUCAAGAGCCGUUGCUGGCAAUGUCGACACUGCACACAGACAGGAGGCAGAACACAUCCACAAAGGUACCCUCAUCAGCAUAUUUCCCUCAGCUCAUCAGCAGUCAUCCCCAGAAGUGGUACAGACAGCUGCGUGUUGACCUGGAAGUCUUCGCUGCAGGGGCCCAGCAAUCAGUUCCCAGCAAGAUGUGGCUGUAAAGAGUUUAAGUUAGCCAAAAUAUAACUCCAUUUUGAAAUAAAGAUUUUGACUGGGAACUGAAUUCAGGUACUAGGAAAUAUCACAGAAUGUACACCUGGCAGAAAACAAAGUUAACUCUCCUAGCAACAGCCUCUAGGAAAUAUAACAGAAUAAAUGCUUCAUAGAAAAUAGAGACAAACUCCCUGGCAAUAAUCAAUGGGAAUCGCUUGUGAAUCGGGUGGGAAAAUUCUCCCCAAUGUUUCAGAUGUGGUUUAGAAAAAUAGCCAUCAUGAUUAUAUGCCUUAGCCAUUGUGAUUGUGUGCCUCAGAAAAGGUCACCCCGCCCUGCUAAACUUCACCCAAUUAUUUAACGCCAAGACUUGUGCCCCCUGCUUGCUGCCAUGGAAACCCCCGGCUCACAGACUUUCCCUUUAAGAAUCCUGUUCACUCAGAGCUGGGGUCCCACUCCUCUACUGCUGCGUCAGUGAGACUUGGGUCCCGAGUUCGAUCGCUCUCAUAAUAAAGCUUUCUUGCAAUUGCA